GAAGUAGUAUUAGUUUGUUACGCACGCAGCUUGAGGUUCACGAAUAUCGAGUCUUUUGCAUUACGACGGUUUCCAUAUUUGAUCUUUUAUAACACUGCUCUUGAAAUGGCAGUCGGGAAAAAUAAGGGUCUUUCCAAAGGAGGCAAAAAAGGAGUUAAAAAGAAGAUUGUUGACCCGUUCACCCGGAAAGAUUGGUACGAUGUCAAAGCACCGUCCAUGUUCACGACACGCCAGGUUGGAAAAACCUUGGUCAACAGAACUCAGGGCACAAAAAUCGCUUCUGAAGGAUUGAAGUCUCGUGUCUUCGAAGUUUCACUUGCGGAUUUGCAAAAUGAUCAAGACGCGGAACGCUCUUUCCGUAAAUUCAGAUUAAUUGCGGAAGAUGUCCAAGGAAGAAGUGUUCUCACGAACUUCCACGGCAUGGACUUGACAACCGACAAACUCCGAUCCAUGGUAAAGAAAUGGCAAACAUUGAUUGAAGCCAACGUCGACGUAAAAACAACUGACGGUUACCUCUUAAGAGUAUUCUGCAUUGGUUUCACCAACAAAGAUCAACUCAGCCAGAGAAAAACUUGUUACGCCCAGCACGCUCAGGUCAGGAACAUCAGACGUAAAAUGGUAUCAACAAUCACAGAUGACAUUACCAAAAGUGAUCUGAAGGGUGUUGUCAGCAAAUUGCUCCCCGAUGCCAUUGCUAAGGAUAUUGAAAAAGCAUGCCAGGGAAUCUACCCACUCCAUGACGUUUACAUUCGUAAAGUCAAGGUUUUAAAGAAGCCAAGAUUUGAGCUCAGCAAAUUACUUGAGUUACACGGUGAUGGAGGCAGCAAGACCAGCGAACCUGGCGAAGUUGGAUCAAAGGUCGACAGACCCGAAGGCUACGAACCACCAGUUCAAGAAUCAGUUUAA
Messenger RNA from Cotesia congregata, 906 nucleotides. Lineage: Eukaryota; Metazoa; Arthropoda; Insecta; Hymenoptera; Braconidae. The record is from the annotation of a GenBank genome assembly.